UCGGAAUCAUAUUGGCCAACAGCUUACAUUCAUUCUUAUUAGUGGUCUCUCAGACACCGCAGGACGGCCACGGUAAGCAAAACACCAUCCCAUCCACCCAUCCAUUCUUGUUACACAAGCAAAUCAUUUUACUCCUGUGUAAUCCCCUACUGCGUGCAACUUUGCCGCGGAGCUCCAUCAUCUCCCCAUCCUCCUCCUAUUAUUUGUGUAUUCCGGGAAGGGAAGACUGACCAUGGGAUACAUGUCGAAACAGAUCGUCCUGGACCAGUCACUCGGUCAAUGAAUACAGCCCAUCGCGAAAAGGCACAGAGAGAAGCCCACGAUAACCGGAGGCUCCUUCGAGACCGUCGCGGACUUAGACCCAGCUCUAGUCCUAGUCCCAGUCCGAGUCCCAGCCUUGUGGCCAAACCCAGGCCCCCAAAGACGAAACAAGGCCAGAACCCAUCGCCCAAACUAGGCCAGAACUGGUUUGCCGUUCGCGAUAUAAUCGACGAGAAGGUCGAAAACGGGCGCAUUUUCUAUUUGAUAGACUGGGAAGGAACUGAUUCAAAGGGUCGGCCGUACAAACCUAACUGGGAACCGGCAGGGAACGUAUCCGCGGACGCGAUCAACGAUUGGAGGGACAAGAAGCUCGAGGCUUCCAAAGUCGCUGGUGCGCCUGACGAAACGUAUCCCGCGCAAGCGCCCAAGAGAAAGAUUGACGACGAGUCUUCGGAAAACGGAUCACCUGCGGAUUCUCUGGGCCGUAAGGGGGAAGGGCCUCACAGAACUGCGCAGGCUGACACAUUGUCCACGCCAUCUCAACUUCACCCGUCUUCGGCCCGUUCGGAUAGUGGCAUUGCAGAGGCUAGGCUCGUUACACCAGCACGGGGGGCGCACAUAGUGGUUGCACUCCCUCGCCCGCUGGCCUUCGACGCCUCUGAGUACCAGGCUAUCUCAUUUUCCCAAGCUAGUCAACCAUCUUCACAGAUUACUCUGUCAGAGCGCAUGCAUUCCAGUGGCAUUACAGUGAGAGAUCAACGGAUCAUUCCUGAUUCGCAAGAGAUAUCUGGCACAUCGGUAUCUGAGGCGCAUAACAGCCAUCACGGAUUUGUCGACUCGUUCGGAGAAAGCCAACUGUCUCAGGGACCGCCAGCCCUGCCAGAAUUGCCAGAGAAUCAUCACGCUCCUCCCUCUUCAGGUAUCCCUUCUCACCAACCGGAGUCAUCACGGUUUGCUGGUGUCUCAGGAUUCUUUGCCAACCCAAACAUAUCCACCAACCCUGGAUUCAACGCGAGUUCGCAAUUUCGAACUCAGGUCGAGAUUGACUUCCAGAACCUCGGCCCAACCCCAUCAACAUCUCACAACACCACCGUUCCUGAGUCUGUUUUAAAGAAUCCCACCGCCCAGCCUUCCCAGAUUCCUCCGGGAAUAGAGAGCCAGCACACACAGUCCACAAGCGGAGGCUCAACAACAAAUAACUCACAAGCAGCGCAGAUUGUUCAGCCCCUAAGUAGUCACCCAGGUGACACUAAUUCUCCCAGCCACUCCUUCUUUUCUGUCUUUGAAGAUAGAACUGUACCUGAGACGGUUGCUGGGAACAGCCAAGUGCCUGCAGAUUCACAGGACUCAAGCCAAGCCCUUAGUGAGAUAGCUGGUAAUAUCAGAAUAUCUACUGCUUCUGAAGGGCAUAACGAACCCGCGUCGUCGGCUGUGUCUCUGGAACCACAGGCGGCAAUACGGGCCGGUGAAAAGUCUGGUCUACGUCACAUAUCAGUUGAUCCAUCACCGAAAAUCGGGCCCGCUCCGUCUACCAGUAUGGAAGGCACAUCCGCAGCAGAGGCGUUGCGGCUUUUCCGGGAGGAGCACUUCAACAGAAGAGCUCGAACCGCAUCAACCGGAUCAGCGUCGCCAGCUGUCCCAUCGCCAGCCUUACUGUCUCCAGCGCCGUUAGAAAAUACCCCUCAUGUCGCUGUUAAUCCGGCGCCAAUGCCGGAAGCUGAAGCACAUGUCAGCAAUGAUACGACUUCGGCGAUCGACGUACCUGCCCCGGUAAUUUCACCAGCACUUCUACAUCCGUCUGGGAUAGCACAGAGUCAAACGACACCAUCCUUUCCAUUAGCGCAAGCUGAAAUUAAUCCCAAUCCUCCACUUGAGCACAUGCCAGUAGAUCCGGUAUCAUCAUAUGAUGCGCCCCAAAUAGAGCAGCCUGCAACAUUGGAUCCAUCGGCUCUUACACUUUCUAUUGAGAAUGAUGUAGAAGAUAGCCCUUCAGUUCCGACUGACGAUGGGUUUGCCCCUGAGCCUAUUCCCGAGUCAACCAUCUCAGAUGAAGAUGAGAUGCAGGAAGAUUAUCCACGUAGCAUGUUGCCUCAUGUGCCCACCGGUCCUUCCGAGUAUCUCAUCACACUUCCCUUCCAAACAAGCUGCCGUCCGCAGUAUAACGAUAUCAUACGCGAGAACGAAAAGUUAAUAAACGAGUACAAUUCAGCAUUCCUAGUCCUACCCCAUCAAACGCCACGCAAGGAUGUCGUUGAGAAGCUGGACAAUAUGUUUUCUCGCCUCUUCGACAUAUGCGACUAUCCUCCUUUCUUGGAUACUCUCGGGUCUAUGACAUCGGAACAGAUCAUGAAACAUGUGAUCGGUACAAAUUCAAAGUUCUCUUUCAUCGCCGAGCUGCUCGAUAACCUACGGGAUUUAAACUCGGAUAAGAAAGUCCUAAUACUUGUCCGGCCAGGAAAGCUGAUGGAUUUGCUUGGUCAUGUGAUACUAGGUCGAGGCUAUCACUACAUCCGAUCUGGUCAGGAGAUUGCCGGCGCGUCAAAUGCUAGGCACCCAUUGACAGUUUUUCUCUGUUCAACUUCCGAGGGAGAAUCCUCAAUUCCCAGGAAUGUUGAUGCUGUCAUUGCUUUCGAUCACACUUUUCGACAAGAAUUAGUACCCUCAUUAGACCAGAGUGCCCCGGUCAUCUUAGCACUUGUUAAUGUCGCUUCUAUUCAACACAUAAACAUGCGCAUCAUGGAAAAUUUGGAGCCCUUAGAACGAAAGAAUUUCCUGAUGCUGGCGCUUGUCAAGGCGAUGCGAUAUGUCGAAGAGCCGGACUCAACAGAAUCACUCUUCUCCAUUGCUGAGAAAUUCGCCAGGCGUAUCCAAAUGCCUGAGGACGAGGAGGACGAAUUUUACUAUGAGCCCCAGUCGGUGCCAAUCGAGAUUUUCCAUGAUCUAUAUGCCGCAAGCUCACAAAUUGACGGAACUCAGCUGAGUGGCCAAAGCCUGGACAUCGAUCAGCAACCUGGCAGCCGGAAACGAUCUUAUCUCGAUGGCGAUAAUGAAGAGAACCUUCCAAAGAGACCAAAGAUGUUCCAACCACAAGUGGUAACAUCUUUGAGUAAUAUCAGCGACUCUGUGAGGAACUUGCUUGGCGACGACCUCGUACAGAGCGUAGAGGGUAACACCAUUGCAGUGUCCCUCGACAAGCUUGAAGCAUUGGCCGAUAAGUUCGCUGAGUUGAGGUCCAAACUCAGAGAAAGUAAAGCGCGAGAAGACGAUUUCCGGCAGUUGAGCGACCGAAAUCAAAAAGAGGCCGAUAGCUACAGAUCCUCUAUCAACAACAUACAGACCAGGUAUAUGGAAGCUUUGAAAGAGCGCGGCAUAUUUGAAGCCGAUUGCAGAGCUGCCCAAGAACAGGCGGCGAUUCAAAGUAGAAGCCUAGAGUCCUGUCGGACAGAAAUCAGCGCAUUAAAGACGACUAAAACGGAACUGGAGAAAAAGCUAGCCGAGGCAAACACUGCGCUCCUCGAUUCUUCCAAUCCCGACCUCGUCAAAUUGGCAAAGUUGGAGAAUAGCUUUAAUACAGCCAAUGCGCAAGUAGAGGACCUGAAAAAGAGGCUGGUCGUGGUUCAAAGCGACGCAGAUUAUAACAAGAAUCUGUUCCAACAAGCCUCUCACCGUGCCGCUGAGUUGGCAGCCGAGAACCGGGCCCACGAUAAGAAAAUCGAAGAGCUGGAACGCAAAGCCGACAAGAAUAUCCUCGCGGUGAACCAGACCCAAAGCCGUAAUGAAGGCAGGACUCUCUCUAUGCAGGUAGCAGAGUACCGGACCAUCAUCCGCGAGCGCGAGGCGGAACUCAAUCGCGUCAGAGAGGAACUCAAGUCCAUCCGCAGUGGACGUCGGGAGACUAGGCAGUCUAGCGUCCCGCGCAGUCCGCGCAUGAGCGCCCUCGGCGUCAUGAGUCCUCGUAAUGGCGGCACCCGCGGCCCGAGCGCCAUGGGAGGCCCGAGCAGUAGUCGCGCGUCGAGUCCGCAGCCACCUGUUGCCGUAUUCGAUGGCCCUCCGGGCUCGGGAAAUGGUGUGCAGAAUGCCGCGAUGCAUAGUCAGAGUCCCGGCGUUACGAGGCUUACGCACUUGAGGGACUCGAGGUUCUGAAGAGUGACCGACGGUGUGUGAAUGUGUUUUGUUACUAUCUAGGGGGAACGAACGAUGGGCAGAAAGAAGACAGGAGCGUUGGAGUCUGCUUGUAUACCUCACUGCCAUCACAUCGUGAAAGUGUGUUGCACUACCACUUCUACUAUUCCGUUUCCUUUUUUUCCUACCUUUCGUCUUCUCUCCAGCUUUGUCUUUCGAGUGCGGGGUUUGCUUUUCGUUCCGUUUAGAUCUUUUGAUACCCGAUGGUUUUUUUUUUUUUUCUCGAUCUGGUCCUGACGAUAUAUUCGUCUGUCUGUUCUGGUUAUUGCUGAACGAAUUGAUUGAUUACCUAAAGAAUGAAUUUCUUUCUCGCGUGUGGUAUUACCUUACCUUACGUUGUGCUGUGUUGUGUUGUUAUCUUUUGUUGUAUGGAGAGCGAUGAAUUCGUUGAUUGAGAUUCGGUGUGAAUGGCGUGAUAUGGUCGUGAGGAAAGAAGAAUGCGCUGUAUAGAGAACAGACAGACAGACGGAAACAGAGAUAGAUAGGCAGUUAUACUGAUAGAUAAGCAAUGGCGUUACCUUUGCUCAACUCUUUUGCGAGCUUUUCACUACCCUCUAUAUACGUCGUGUGCGUAGUUCUGCGUUUCUAGUAUACCGUACCUAGCCUUGGAUAUGGAUAUACACAA
This is a messenger RNA of Xylaria bambusicola, 5068 nucleotides long. RefSeq lists its product as uncharacterized. Gene Ontology annotation, cellular component: HDA1 complex. Lineage: Eukaryota; Fungi; Ascomycota; Sordariomycetes; Xylariales; Xylariaceae. The coding region runs from base 280 to 4404 and encodes 1374 amino acids. The record is from RefSeq and is a predicted model, not a curated record. The transcript has 4 exons.